AUGUUUAAUGAAUGUAUGAGGUGUAUCGUGGAUAUUGAUACAAACAGCACAGACACAUCGCGCGACCGUCGACGACAGCCAGACGCCUAUAAAGGCGCUAAGCGCGAGAGUCACCCAUCGUGCGAUGCCAGAGCGACAGCUCAAAACCCACGUAAGGAACUACGGCACGGAGAUGGGACGCGUGCAAGAGUUACGCGAACAGGACAGAAACAGCUAGGAGAUUGGACGCGUGCAAGAGCGACGCGAACAGGACAGAAACAGCAAGGAGAUUGGACGCGUGAAAGAGUGACGCGAACGUGGCAGACACAGCAAGGAGAUGUGCUGAUGGGUCGAAUAUCAGGCACCCAUACAGGCGCUAAGUGCGAGAGUCGCCCAACAUGCCAUGCCAGAGCGACAGCUCAAAACUCCCGUAAGGAGCUACGGCAAGGAGAUGGGACGCGUGUAAGAGUGACGCGAACAGGACAGGAAAAGAAAGGAGAUGGGAUGCGUGCAAGAGUGACGCGAAUGGGACAGACACAGCAAGGAGAGGUGAUGCGUCGAAUAGUGAUACGAACCGAACAGAUUCAUCGCACGACCGUCGACGACAGCCAGGCACCCAUAAAGGCGCUAAGUGCGAGAGUCGCCCAUCAUGCCAUGCCAGAGCGACAGCUCAAAACUCCCGUAAGGAGCUACGGCGAGGAGAUGGGACGCGUGCAAGAGUGA
Messenger RNA from Suillus plorans, 702 nucleotides. RefSeq lists its product as uncharacterized. NCBI's taxonomy places the organism in Eukaryota, Fungi, Basidiomycota, Agaricomycetes, Boletales, Suillaceae. Bases 1 to 702 code for a protein of 233 amino acids. The record is from RefSeq and is a predicted model, not a curated record. The transcript has 3 exons.